AUGCCGACUGUUAAAGAGACUCUGCAAGCUCGGCUUCUCAUUGCCCAGUCCGGCAACAAGAAGUCCUCUGCAACUCAGUCCCCAAGAGCAAAGAAAGAUGCUGCCGGUGGGACACCAAAUAGUUGGAAGGCCACCCAUCCUGCGGGAAAUGAUGUGAAAAAGGAGGAUAAGCCUCCCCGUAGCAGGAAGCCCAAGAAGGCCGCCGAUGCUACCAGUGUGCAGCUCCUGGAGCCUGAGAAGAAGAAACGUGCGGUUGUGAUGCCGUGGCAAAAGCCCCAUUUCCACCAUGUCACGGAUGAUGCCAAUGACGAGGAUGAGGACGAAGAAUUGGAACUAGACUCAGAAGCUGAUGAAUCUGACUCAUCUUCAUGA
This is a messenger RNA of Fibroporia radiculosa, 372 nucleotides long. RefSeq lists its product as uncharacterized. The record is from RefSeq and is a predicted model, not a curated record. NCBI's taxonomy places the organism in Eukaryota, Fungi, Basidiomycota, Agaricomycetes, Polyporales, Fibroporiaceae. The transcript has 2 exons. The coding region runs from base 1 to 372 and encodes 123 amino acids.